Messenger RNA from Auanema sp. JU1783, 513 nucleotides. The record is from the annotation of a GenBank genome assembly. Lineage: Eukaryota; Metazoa; Nematoda; Chromadorea; Rhabditida; Rhabditidae.
AUGAUAGCAAUCAAACGGUUUUCAAAUUCUCAUAUCUAUCAGUUUGGAAGAUGUUUCAUGUCUUCAAAAGCGAGGUUGGGCUCUAGCUCACGCCUCAUUGAAGCAUGUAGUAGCAGAACCGUCGUACGGAAAAUGACUUCCGAAGUUGAGAAAGCUCAGACAGCAGUGGCUGAAGAGGAAACAAUUUUCGGAAAAAUCAUUAAGGGAGAAAUUAAAGCGAAAGUUCGCUAUGAGGAUGAUGAUGUUCUUGCUUUUGAUGACGUAAGCCCUCAAGCCCCAGUUCACUUCUUAGUCAUUCCAAAGAGAAGAAUCUCUAUGUUGGAACAAGCUGUAGAGAGUGAUACCGCUUUGUUGGGAAAACUUAUGUUCGCUGCAGCCAAGGUAGCGAAAGAAGCUGGACUCGAAGACGGUUACAGAGUUGUUGUUAACAAUGGCAAAAAUGGAGCUCAAAGCGUGUACCAUUUGCAUUUGCAUGUUCUCGGUGGACGUCAAUUACAAUGGCCUCCUGGAUAA